Molecule: messenger RNA, 408 nt
Organism: Fusarium poae
Lineage: Eukaryota; Fungi; Ascomycota; Sordariomycetes; Hypocreales; Nectriaceae
Exons: 3
Coding region: 1-408 (135 amino acids)
Source: RefSeq, a predicted model, not a curated record
AUGGUUAACUUUGUUACUUCUAUCACUCUCCUCCUCACUGCUGCUUCUGCAGUUGUUGCUUCCCCCAAUGCACUUGAAAAGCGCAAAGUGACAUGCAGAGAUGACCUUCCCAACAGUGAACUGGCCAACGCCAAGGAAGCGGCGGCAUGCAUCGAUUACCUUGCCAGCCUAGGUAGCAAGCCUUGCGUUGCUACCGUCUCCGGUCAGUCUUUCUGCAGACGUGGAAACACUCAGAUCACUGGUCUCGCCAGAGGCGCCCCCACGAGAACUUCUACCUGCCAGGAUGUGGCUCGCGGUGCUGGUUUUAUUCUGGACAAGUGUACUCGUGGUGAUGGAAAGGUCAGAGGUGCGAAUGAGGCUUGGGCUAAUGGCAACCUCCUUGUUGAUAUUCGCCGAGUUGUUCAAUAA